Messenger RNA from Engraulis encrasicolus (European anchovy), 2130 nucleotides. It is a transcript of the gene ccn1, whose product is annotated as cellular communication network factor 1. The coding region runs from base 174 to 1301 and encodes 375 amino acids. Gene Ontology annotation, biological process: signal transduction; cell adhesion. Lineage: Eukaryota; Metazoa; Chordata; Actinopteri; Clupeiformes; Engraulidae. Gene Ontology annotation, cellular component: extracellular region; extracellular matrix. The record is from RefSeq and is a predicted model, not a curated record. The transcript is spliced from 5 exons. Gene Ontology annotation, molecular function: heparin binding; integrin binding.
AGUUACUCCUAGGCUUCAACAGAGACAAGAAAACAAACGCGACCGAACUCUUGAGUCUUUACUGAAUUACUCAGUGUCCAAAACAGCGGAGACUACACUCGUAAAGCGAGGGAAUAAGCGAAGCCUUCCUCUUUUUUUGAACUAACGGUUCUACCUUUGGAGAAUUUACGAAGAUGUUCGUAUUAUCUGUUGCUUUUAUCCUCAUUGGGAGCUUGAACCUGGUCCGGUCAAGCUGUCCAUCGGAGUGUCCGGAGUGCCCGUCGGAGUUGCCAAAGUGCGCACCGGGAGUCAGCCUCGUCUCGGACGGCUGCGGCUGCUGCAAGGUCUGCGCCAGACAGCUGAACGAAGACUGUAGCAAGACAGAGCCAUGCGACCACACCAAGGGACUCGAGUGCAACUUCGGGGCCAGCUACGGGGCAACCAGAGGCAUCUGCCGAGCAAAGUCUGAGGGAAGACCCUGCGAGUACAACAGCAGGAUUUACCAAAAUGGCGAAAGCUUCCAACCCAACUGCAAGCACCAGUGCACGUGCAUCGAUGGUGCAGUGGGCUGCGUGCCACUGUGCCCCCAGGAGCUGUCCCUACCCAACCUGGGCUGUGCCAACCCCAGGCUGGUCAAGGUGCCAGGCCAGUGCUGCGAGGAGUGGGUCUGCGAUGACACCAAAGAGAUUAACCCCAUCGACAAGCUCUUUGGGAAGGAUGAUACCACCACCCAGACCACCACUUCUGACGAGUCAGAGAGUGACCUCACCAACAGGAAUGAACUCAUCACCAUCUUCAGGGGUGGACACAAGUCCCUUCCUGCAUUCAGCCCUCCUGCUCAGAGCCACGUGUUUGAGAAGUGCAUAGUGCAGACCACGCCCUGGUCGCAGUGCUCCAAGACCUGUGGCACAGGCAUCUCCACCAGGGUCACCAACGACAACAGCGAAUGCAAGCUGGUCAAGGAGAGCCGCCUCUGCGAAGUUCGCCCCUGCACCCAGUCUCCUUACUCCAGCCUUAAGAAAGGAAAGAAGUGCAACAGGACAAAGAAGUCCACUCAGGCGGUCAAGUUCACCUACGCCGGCUGCUCGAGCCUGAAGAAGUACAGGCCCAAGUACUGUGGCUCCUGCGUUGACGGCCGCUGCUGCAGCCCCCAGCAGACCCGCACCAUCCGCGUCAAGUUCCGCUGCGAGGAUGGAGAGACCUUCAACAAGAACGUCAUGAUGAUCGAGACCUGCAAGUGCACCUUCAACUGCCCCCAUUCCAACGAGGCAUCCUUCCCCUUCUACAGACUCUUCAACGACAUCCACAAGUUCAGAGAUUAAAAAACUGCAAGAGGAAUCACCUUGACAGGAGAAGACGACAAAUCCAGAAACAAUAACAAAAGACUAUUCAGAAACAAUAACAAAAGACUAUCACAUCACACAUAUGAACUAGCCAUGCAUCUACAGUGACGUCAUACAAGCCAGUGACAGUACUUUAUGCAGGAACUUCCAGAAACCAUCCAUCAACCAUCAACCAGUCAUCCACCACCUAUUGCAAUGGGAUUUCUGUGGAACUAUGGACUUGCCUCAUGAGGACUUUGAAGAAGUGCACUGUCUGCUGCGAUUGAGUCAGCGUGUUAUUAGCUUUCGAUUUGAAAGACUUGCUUCAUUUAAGGGAGCAUCAUUCAGUAGCUUCGUUAUGGAGCAACCUGUAAUUAACGGAAACCAUGUACAAUGUAGUUGUCGAUAUCAAUUUGCUGUGUAUAUUAUGAUUCAUAAUUAUGAGGAGAUACGACCCAACCUGUAGACUUGUGUGUGUAUAUAUUUACAUUCGUAUAUAUGCACAUAUGUAACUUAAAAAAUUGUAAAUUGCGAGUUUUAUCCCAGAAACAGACGCCACUGUGUGUUAGUCCAACAAGUCUGUGGGAACAUUCCUUCCAUUUGUGAGCCAUUGUGUUCACAUUGUACGGCAGCUAUUGAAUUCCAACUCCAUUAGUACAUCAAGACGAAAUGAGACAUGUUUAAGAUUGAAUGAAUGUUUUAUUAUUGUUAAUAUUAUUUAUCGAAAAAUGUAGCUACUUUAUUUGGAUAUUGUCAUACUGGAAUAAAUUGUAAAAUGAUCUAAUUUUAUAUGUAACAAAUAAAAAUGAUUUAUUUAUGAAAAAUUGAA